AUGUCUGAUGAAGAGAUCUUUUCUGAAGAUUCGUAUGAAUUCGAGUUUGAAGAAGAGGAAAGCGGAGAUGUCUUGUCAAACGAUGAUGAUGGCCGUAUCUCACAGGACGAGGCUCAAGGAAUUGAAAAUAAAUAUUACACGGCAAAAGCUGUAAAAGACGAUGAGCCAAAUCAAGCCAUUGCUAAUUUCAGAAACAUUGUUGAGAAUUAUACCUCGGACGACCAAGUGGAUUGGGUUUUCCGGGCAUUUAAGCAAUUGAUCAAACUAUAUUUUAAUCAAGCAAAUUACCAAGAAGUGCUAAAUCUACUUAAGCAAGCUAUUCCAUUAUUGCCGAGGUUGAGUAAGUCAUAUGCUGAGGAAUCUCUUUCUCGAAUGAUUGUGCGGUACUCAAAUGUGUCUCAACCGGAAUUCAUCCAUGAUUUUUAUCAAAUUCUUUUGGAUCAAAACUAUUUCGUUAGCGAUAAGUUGUCGUUAAAGAUAAACUCCAAUCUACUAAAUUUGCUAAUGGAGAAUGGAGAAACCGACAGAGUACCACAACUUUUAGAAAAGAUUCAUGCCAGGUUCCAAACUGUUCCUGAGUCAAUUCAAAAAUUAUUUGCACUUGAAAUAAUUGCUGCUGAAAUUGAAUAUUUAUUUCAAAUUAAUAAAUUGGACUUGCCCAUGAUGAAUAAACUUUACAAUUUGAGCUCGAAAAAUACCACCGCGGUAACACAUCCAAAGAUAAUGGGAAUUAUUAAGGAAUGUGGAGCCAAAGUACAAUUUUAUCGAAACAAUUAUCAAAAGGCCAAAUACGAAUUCUAUCAAAGCUUUAAGAGCUACGAUGAAGCAGGCAGUUUCAAUUUGCAAAAGAAUAAGAACUUGAAAUAUCUCGCGCUUUGUUCCUUACUAACUGAUUCUGAGCUAGACCCUUUCCAAAACCAAGAAACACAAACAUAUUCUCAGUUUAGCGAAUUUGACAAUUUGAAGAAGUUGAUCCAUGCAUACCAUUCUUUGGAUUUGGAUGGAUUCGAAAAAGUCUUACAAGAUAAAAGUGACUCGUUUAUACAAAAUGAUGACAUUUUCAAACAUGCAUCAAAGGAAAUCUUAAAUAAUUUGAGAUCAAAAGUAUUACUCAAAUAUCUUUCCACUUUCCCAGUAAUCAGCUUUAGUUCAUUGUGUGAUAAGUUGAAAUUGCCAAAUGGAGAUGAUGAUUUGGAGCAGUUAUUGGUAAGAUUAAUGCAUCAAGGAAAAUUGAAAAACUCAAAAGUCGAUAAUAUCGAGAAACUAGUUUACCAAAGCAGUAGAACGGAUCUAGUGGUACCUACUACUCCCAAAUCAAUUUAUUAUAAUAUUAAAUCACUUGAUUCGCUCACGGUACAAGCCAGCGACAACAACACCAAGGAAGAGAAUAACAACAAUACGGACGAAAUGAUUAUAGAUGGUGGAACAAACUUAUUUUUCGCCGAUGCACCAAACCCUUCUACAUCGACAUUAUCGAGUAAGUUUUUUUUCCUAAUUGAUCGACCCAUCAAAAUCGAAGACUGGUUUGAUGCAAUUUCAAAAUGGUAUACGUAUAUGAUGUCAUCAAUACCCGAAUCGUUCAAACUGGAAAUAAGUCAUAAAGAGCAGAUUACCAUGGAAAGACAACGAGCAGAAAGCAUAGUGAAUCUUGCUGCACAAAACGAGUUGGCUAAAUUCAACACCGGAUUGUUGAACUCCACAACAGAUGGAUUAAUUGGGGAAGAAAAGAUGGAUGAUGAUGAGGUUUCUUACUUGAAGAGGAUAAAUUUGCUUAAAGCGUGGGUUAAUGUGCUUCAAGAUUGA
Messenger RNA from Lodderomyces oxycetoniae, 1803 nucleotides. RefSeq lists its product as uncharacterized. Gene Ontology annotation, cellular component: COP9 signalosome. The record is from RefSeq and is a predicted model, not a curated record. The transcript has 2 exons. The coding region runs from base 1 to 1803 and encodes 600 amino acids. Gene Ontology annotation, biological process: protein deneddylation. NCBI's taxonomy places the organism in Eukaryota, Fungi, Ascomycota, Pichiomycetes, Serinales, Debaryomycetaceae.